CGACAAAUAACAUCUGCCACGAAUAAGUUCUUCUCAUAUUUAGAAACAAGAGCGAAAGCAAUAGAAAAAAGAAAUUAAUCUGGUGUAUAACCGGUCAAGAACAGCUGCCAUUUCUUUAGUCGUAAGAUUAGACACAUAUAUCUAAGAAACGUACUCUACCGUACGUGCUCUCCAACAGCUUCCCACCAACGCUUCAAACACGUUAGAUAACCACCCAGGAUGUCAGUUCCUUCUCAGAUGAAGUGCCUGCUGAAGGAAACGGAGAAAGAGGGAUAUGACUUGGUAACCCGACCUGUCCCCAAGCCCGGCCCUGGUGACGUCAUCAUCAAGGUUGAUAAGGUGUCGAUCUGUGGCUCGGAUAUCAACCUCUGGAAAUGGAAUGAUAUUGCACAGGUUAUUGCAACAAUUCCCUUUAUACCAGGUCACGAGGCAACCGGGGUCGUGGUGGCGGUGGGCGAGGGCGUGACGGAAGUGCGUGUCGGGCACCGGGUGGCGGUGGAAAACCAUUUCUUCUGCGGCCUGUGUUAUCAGUGCAAAGUGAGCCUCUUUGUCGACUGGGGUGAAGGGGGUGUGAUUUGCCCCGUCUGCUGUUGUUGAAAGAGAAUGAGAGGGAAAAAAAAGGUAUGUCACCUCCCUUUACAACGCUUUCCUCUUCCUCUCCCACCAGGCGUUGCCCACAACGCCGUUGACAACAUCGACGUCAAGGGCGAAGACGUGCUGGUGCUCGGCUGCGGUCCCGUCGGCCUCUUCGCCAUCGCCGUGGCCAGGGCGCUCGGCGCCCGGGCGGUUUAUGGCGUGGACAUCUCCCCAACGCGACUCGAGCUGGCCAAGCAGAUGGGUGUCACUCGCGUCAUCAACAGUGCUAAGGAGGACCUCGAGUCGACUAUCAUGUCCCUUAGCGACAACAACGGCGUCGGUCGCAUCGUCGAGGCCAGUGGCGCCGCCUCGCUCCUCAACCAGUCAUUCUCUUGGCUGAGGAAGGGUGGACAGAUGGCACUGAUAGGCAUACCUAAAGCACCUCUGCAUGUGGAGAAUGCCCUGACCAAUGUCAUCUUUAAAUCCCUGACUCUCAAGACUGUUCACGGGCGAAGGAUCUUCCGCACCUGGCAAGAGUGCGAGAGGCUCCUGGCUGAUGGUCUGGUGGAUGCAGCCCCAGUAAUUUCUCAUCGCCUCCCUAUGAGCCAGUUUGAACAUGCAUUUCAGGAACUCUUAAGCGGUGCUGCAUGUAAGAUCAUCCUCGAUCCUCAAAAUUGAUUGUUCAGGCACUUACCAAUAAAGAAUACACACAAAAGUUA
Penaeus monodon (black tiger shrimp) is the source of this 1295-nucleotide messenger RNA. RefSeq names its product L-threonine 3-dehydrogenase-like. Gene Ontology annotation, molecular function: zinc ion binding; oxidoreductase activity. The transcript has 9 exons. The record is from RefSeq and is a predicted model, not a curated record. Lineage: Eukaryota; Metazoa; Arthropoda; Malacostraca; Decapoda; Penaeidae.